This is a messenger RNA of Aspergillus niger, 717 nucleotides long. RefSeq lists its product as hypothetical. The transcript has 6 exons. The coding region runs from base 1 to 717 and encodes 238 amino acids. The record is from RefSeq and is a predicted model, not a curated record. NCBI's taxonomy places the organism in Eukaryota, Fungi, Ascomycota, Eurotiomycetes, Eurotiales, Aspergillaceae.
AUGAUACUCCUACCUCGCUACUCAUUCCAGUCUUGGGGGAAGUUCCCUCCUGAUCGCGUGAGGACAGCAAUUCGGAGAAGAACUGCACAGGUCGGAGCAAGGCCGAGGCCGAGACCUGGAAAUGCCAGGCCAUGCUUAGGGAUAUUUCGGUACAACCUUCCUCUCCGGGUUUCGUCUACGAAUGUUGUUCAAUUCGUGUGCCUUUCAGGCGCACAGAACCUGCGGCUCCCCGUACGCCUUGACGAUUUUGCUGAGCCACAGUGGAAACAAGCCUCCCCGGGUUCUCCAGUUUCUCCUGCUUGUCCCGGGUCCCCACCGAGCCGGAGACGCUUCUCGUGGAAGCAGCUCAUCUCAUUCGCGGGUGACCCAAACAUAUCGGCCCGAGACGGGGAGAAAGACUCCAAUUCUGUGUGUCAGACGGCGAUGUCAUGUGAAGCCCGGAAGCCUUGCAUUACUACACAGUAUCACUCGUCUGAUGCCGCGUCUUGGUGGCAGAUGAACUCCGAUAGAGGGAUGCAUCUUGACCACCCUACUCCGUUAGAUAACGGGCUCGCUACUCUUGGGAGGGAAGUUGGGGGAGUGCUUCAGAUCCUGGUUGUCUGGCCUAAAGGGAGCCCAGUGGUUGGUUAUCAUAUAAUCGAAGGUGGCCAAAGUUCCGGAGUUACCGUGGCACGCCGAGAGAAGUUGGUUGUCCAUGGCGAAAUCCGUGAUCCGUGA